CUAUCAAAUGACCCCGAUGAUGUCCGUAUCUUCCUACGAGCUUUGAUUUCUCCCUGGAGGUUCUACCGACCGGACCAGGUUGUCGGCUUCUCUGUCGUGUCGAGCCUGAUUCGCCUCGGUCAUGAAUAUGGUGCAAAAGACAUUCUAGGGAACGCACUCGAGCGGCUGCAAAGCCGCUACAGCGGCAACUACGAUACAUGGCUCGAUGCAUGGCACGGCGCGCAAGGACACAACACUACGCCUAUGAUGACUGCCAACCCACUGAUGCGAUCGCCGCCGUCAACCUUGCUCGCCUGACAGCACCCAGCCGUCCUGCCCAGCGCCCUCUACGAAUGCUCGGCUCUUCCGACGCAGUCGCUUCUGCAGGGCGUACAGCGCGGCAGCGAUGCCACGGCAAUAGAAUCCUCAGCCAGGCGGACACAGUGCGAUGUCUGGACGCGCGGAAAGCUCUCGUUCACGAUCAUGUCGUCGCUGCGCUGCGUAUCUUCGAUCCCAGUGUCAGCAUGCCUUGCGAGCAGCCAGCGGAGUGUUCCUCGAUCCUUGAUUCCCGAUCCGAGUGGCUGAGGACGCAGGAUCACUGGGAAACCGGGCUGUUUGAUUGCCUGACAUCUCGGACUGUGCAGGAAUUCGUUCGCCACGAACCCCUUUGUCAGGCGUGCGAGCAGAUGUUGGAGGUGCGACAUCGUAGGGAACGACUCAAGAUCUGGUCUCAGCUACCCGAAUACUUUGGCGUAGACGUCCCAGGCUGGGUCACUACGGCAUAGCCUGAGGAAUCUGCUCUAUUUCAGUUUGAAUAGAUGAGUAUCAUAGCAUCUACGUAGGGCCGAGCCGUCGCGGUGGUGCCGUAUUGAGCGGCCUCUUCGCCU
Molecule: messenger RNA, 866 nt
Organism: Fomitopsis serialis
Lineage: Eukaryota; Fungi; Basidiomycota; Agaricomycetes; Polyporales; Fomitopsidaceae
Exons: 3
Coding region: 198-764 (188 amino acids)
Source: RefSeq, a predicted model, not a curated record